Phalaenopsis equestris is the source of this 602-nucleotide messenger RNA. RefSeq names its product proliferating cell nuclear antigen. Gene Ontology annotation, molecular function: DNA polymerase processivity factor activity; DNA binding. Gene Ontology annotation, cellular component: PCNA complex. NCBI's taxonomy places the organism in Eukaryota, Viridiplantae, Streptophyta, Magnoliopsida, Asparagales, Orchidaceae. Gene Ontology annotation, biological process: mismatch repair; regulation of DNA replication; translesion synthesis. The annotation marks the transcript as partial. The transcript has 3 exons. The record is from RefSeq and is a predicted model, not a curated record.
AACCUGUCUUCGAAGCAACCCUAGCAAGGAGGAUGUUGGAGCUUAGGCUAGUGCAGGGAAGUCUUCUGAAGAAGGUCAUCGAGGCGAUCAAGGAUCUGGUGACCGAUGCUAACUUCGAUUGCUCGGCGACGGGGUUCUCCCUCCAAGCAAUGGACUCGAGCCAUGUCGCCCUCGUUGCUCUCCUCCUCCGAUCCGAGGGCUUCGAGCACUACCGCUGCGAUCGAAACAUCUCUAUGGGGAUGAACCUCAACAACAUGUCUAAGAUGCUGAAAUGCGCUGGAAACGAUGAUAUCAUCACCAUCAAGGGCGACGAUGGUAGCGACACUGUCACUUUCAUGUUCGAGAGCCCUAAACAAGAUAAGAUUUCAGAUUUUGAGAUGAAGCUUAUGGACAUUGACAGCGAACAUCUAGGCAUUCCAGAGGCAGAAUAUCAUGCAAUUGUGAAGAUGCCGUCUUCAGAAUUUGCAAGAAUUUGUAAGGAUCUCAGCAGCAUAGGAGAUACUGUUGUUAUUUCAGUUACCAAGGAGGGAGUUAAAUUCUCUACCAGAGGGGAUAUUGGAACUGCGAACAUAGUCUGUAGGCAGAAUAAGACUGUUGAUAAG